AUGGCCUCGUCCUUCGUCUUCUACAAGUUCAAGUCGCAGCGCGAGCCGUCGCGCAUCGCGUUCGACGGCACCGCCAUCUCGGUCUUUGACCUCAAGAAGGAGAUCAUCGCCGAGAACCGCAUGGGCAAGGGCGCCGACUUCGACUUUGCCAUCUACCACGCCGACACCGAGGAAGAGUACAAGAACGACCGCGAGCUCAUUCCUCGGUCGACAUCGGUCAUUGCGCGUCGGCUUCCGCCAGCACGAGGGCCUGGGCGCGGCAACGCCCUCGACUACAUGGCCUCGAACGACGACACGGGCUCGAACGCCCGAGACGGCCGAGGUGCGGCGCCGACGCCGCGAGGAGGUGUCGGAGGGUUCAACAAGGACAUGUACUCGAAGCGGUUUGACGGUCGCGAGGACAUGGCCCCGUCUGCAGCUCCGCAGAACCCGUCGGACGUUCAAGUUCCUGUCGCAGCCUCAGGCGACGAGGCCUCGGCCAUGGCGGCCAUGUUCGCCGCCACGAGCUCGCAGUGGCAGCAAACGCAGGAGCAGAUGUUGCACGCCCAGUACAUCCCUCGGCCCGGGCAAGGCGGUAGGCCGCCUCCUCCUCAACAUCACGGCGACGGCGGCGGCGGCGGCGGCCCAGGUGGACCCGGCGGUCCCGGCGGGCGGCCCAACUUUCGCGACAUGCCGCGCAAGGACCCUCCUCCCGGCUACAUCUGCUACCGCUGCGGCCAAAAAGGUCACUGGAUCCAGGACUGCCCCAAGAACAGCGACCCGGCGUACGACAACCGGCCUCGCAUCAAGCGCACGACGGGCAUCCCCAAAAGCUUCCUCACCGAGGUCGCCGGGCCUCUACCCGGCACCGAGGAGGAGGAGGGCGGUCCGGGCGUCAAAGGCGGCGUCAUGGUCACCGCCGACGGCGGCUUCGUCGUCGCUCGACCCGACAGCGCAUCCUGGCUCGCGCACCGCGCCCUCACGUCGAACCUCUCGGCCAACGACAUCCAGGGCAUGGCGCCGACCGACCCCGACCUCACCUGCCCCGUCUGCUCCAAGCUCCUGCGCGACGCGACCUUGACGCCGUGCUGCAACACGUCGUUCUGCGACGAGUGCGUCACGAACGCGCUCCUCGACAACGACAUGCUCUGCCCCGAGUGCGAGACGCGCGUCAAGAGCCUCGAGAAGCUCAAGCCCGACGAUGACCGGCGCGAGCGGUGCAAGAAGUACGUCGAGGAGACGCUCGAGGCGAGCAAGGAGGCGCUCGAGCAGGAGAAGAAGGAGCGCGAGGCCGAGGAGGAGCGGCUGCGGCUUGCCGAGGAGAAGCGCAAGAAGGCCGAGGCCGAGGCGGCCGCGCUCAAGAAGGAGGAGGGAGCAGACGGCGAGGGCGACGACGUCAAGCCGGCGGUCCAGCUCGACGAGGUCAAGAAGGACGACGACGAGCUCUUCCCCGAGCGUGCACCCGAGAUUCUGAACCCGCGCCAACCUCGACCCGGCGAGGACCGCGCCUCGAAAGGCGACGUCAAGCCGAGCGCGUCCGCCGUCGCCGCCGCGGGCGCCACGACCAGUUCUGCGUCGCCUGUUCGCGCCACCUCGGGCACGCCUGUGCCACCGCCGCAGCCGGCGCCGCCACCCGUCGUCAGCCCGGGCCUCGCGCACGGCAUGACGCCGGCGCAGCAGGCGGCCAUGAUGCGGCAGCAGCAGUUCCAGGCGCAGCAGCAGCAGCAGAUGAUGCUCAUGCAGCAGCAGAUGAUCGCCGCCAACGGCGGCGCCGGCCUGCCGUCCCUGCCGAUGCUGCAGCAGAACGCGUUCCGCCUGUCGAGCAUGCUCCAGAACCCGGUCAUGCCGCCGCCGAUGCGCAUGCAGCUCCAGGGCCAGCUCCAGCAGACGCAGAUGAUGAUGAUGCAGCUGCAGAACCUCCAGGUCAUGCAGCAGCGCAUGGCGAUGAGCAUGGCCAACGGCGGCGGCGGCGGCGGCGGCAACGGCGGGCGAGCGGGGCCGAGCAUGGCGGCGCCGGGCAUGCCGCCUACGACGCUGCCUCAGCACGGCGUCGUCGGCACCGGUGCGUCGACGGCCAAGGGCAACGGCGUCGGCAACGGCAUCAAGCGCGAGCGCGACGAGGAGAGCGUCGACGGGUCGCCGGCCGCGAAGAAGGUCGGGCCGGCGUGAGGCAGAGGGCCAAGGACGACUUGCAAUGUUUAUCGAGUCCGCUCACGAUCUCGGCGUUCCAGCAGAGAGCCAGAGAGAGAGCCUGCCAUGCGAGAGAGCGAGAGGUCCGGGGGCAAGAACGAAGCGAGGCGAGCGCUCUCUCUCGCUCGUAGACGGCGCC
Molecule: messenger RNA, 2308 nt
Organism: Rhodotorula graminis WP1
Lineage: Eukaryota; Fungi; Basidiomycota; Microbotryomycetes; Sporidiobolales; Sporidiobolaceae
Exons: 7
Coding region: 1-2148 (715 amino acids)
Biological process (GO): protein ubiquitination; ubiquitin-dependent protein catabolic process; mRNA processing
Cellular component (GO): nucleus
Molecular function (GO): nucleic acid binding; zinc ion binding; ubiquitin protein ligase activity
Source: RefSeq, a predicted model, not a curated record